Molecule: messenger RNA, 2470 nt
Organism: Gopherus flavomarginatus (Mexican gopher tortoise)
Lineage: Eukaryota; Metazoa; Chordata; Testudines; Testudinidae
Product: tesmin-like
Exons: 11
Coding region: 16-1254 (412 amino acids)
Biological process (GO): regulation of DNA-templated transcription
Cellular component (GO): nucleus
Source: RefSeq, a predicted model, not a curated record
GACCAAUUCAAAGGAAUGAUUAAUAAUUGUAUACAGUCACAAGCCUUGCCAGGUAGCUCCGAUGAACUUUGCAGUGAUACCAGCACUUUACCUCAGACUAGUGCUCCUGUCUGUGAUGAACUUGCGGAGGUAAAAGAGGCAAUUGUUAGUAAUAUGGCUAAUAACCAAAAGGAAGCAGUUUUUCAGUAUUCAGAUGCAGGCGAAACCAGCUGCAAGUUACUAACUGCACAAAAUAUAAUGGAGGACCCUAGCAGUUCACAAAGAAAAGAUUCCAGUCCAGUGGUGAUCUGCCAAUUGAAAGGAGGCACUCAAAUACUCUAUAUAAACAGUUCUGGCACAAGAGAACUGAAAACAGUUCAUCUGGUUCCCCAGUAUCAAAACCAAGAUAAUGAUCUUCAGUCAGAUGUGCCUAACCCUAUGACAGCUCUGCUGGGACAGUUUUUGCCAAUUCCAGGUAAAGUGGAUCUCAAUGAACAACAGCUUGAGAAUGGAUCUUUACAAUCAGUAGCUAGCAGUGCCACAUUCCAAUCAGAAGUAAAUCUUCAAGGGCCAACAAAAAUGACUUUAGUUGGAUUGCCUCUUAGUUCAUGGGAUACAAAGUCUAAAAAACCAUGUAACUGUACCAAAUCUCAGUGUUUGAAAUUAUAUUGUGACUGCUUUGCCAAUGGUGAUUUUUGCAACAACUGCAACUGUAAUAAUUGUUACAACAACCCACUUCAUGAAACUGAGCGGUUUAAAGCUAUUAAGGCUUGUCUUGAUAGAAACCCAGAAGCUUUCCUACCAAAGAUUGGGAAAGGGAAACUGGGGGAUAUUAAACCUCGCCACAACAAAGGAUGUAAUUGCAAGCGCUCAGGGUGCCUUAAGAAUUAUUGUGAGUGCUUUGAGGCAAAAAUUAUGUGUUCCUCUAUUUGCAAAUGCAUUGGCUGCAAAAAUUAUGAAGAAAGCCCAGACCGAAAAACACUAAUGAACAUGCCCAACUACACGGAGAUUAGAAAUAAUGAAGAAAACAUCCUUGUUUCAACAUCAACAUUUGAAAUGUUACCAAAAUCUAGAAGAGACAGGCAACCUACUACAUGUAUAUCCUGGGAAGUGGUUGAAGCAACAUGUGCUUGUCUCCUGGCACAAGCUGAAGAGGCAGAAAAAGAAACUUACUCUAUUUGUCUAGCAGAACAAAUGAUCUUGGAAGAGUUUGGGAGAUGCUUGUCACAGAUUCUGCAUUCAGAAUUUAAGUCCAAAGGGCUGACAGUUGAGUAAUGUACAGUGUAUUCUAAAACUAAUGAGUGUUCACUUUAUUGAGCAUCACUAUAUUCUGAGUACUGUUAUUACUCAGUGGCUUGAUUUUGAUCUCACACUGAUUUAACUUCAUUGAUUUUAACUCAGUUGAUUCUGAAUUACAAUGGUUUAAGUGAGAUCAGAAUCAGGACCAAAACAUUUAAAGAGUCACCUAGAAUAUUUUAUUUAUGUUAAAUGAUUUUCCAUAAAACAACAUCAUUGCUUUGGGCCAAAUUCUGAAGUAUAAUUUACAUGGCUUUGAUAGGAGUUUACCUAAAUAAGGUAUUUAAAUCAAUAAUUUUAGGAUUAGGCUCCAAAAGAGGCUUGAUUUAGGAUUAGGCCCCUUUAGUACUAUGAAAGCACUUAGUAAAAUCAGAAGAAUAGAGAGCUACUUUAUAAUUUGUAAUAUACAACUUUUGGUAUUUUCUCCACUUUUCCAGUUUGGGGAAAAAAUUAAACAUUAAAACCAAGAUUUUUAGAUAUGGCCUUCAUUUUUGCAGUUGCAAUUUUGCUCCCACAAAUCCAAUAGUUAGAUGUGAAUGAUUGAUAUUUAUAUGUGCAGUUCACUACAGCUGCCCAAAAACACCUGCAGAAAUGGAGAUUGGAUGGAGGCGCAGCUGUAAAGUAGGACCUCAAAGUUUUCUCUAGACCUAUCUCAACACCUGCUCUUCCAAUUACAAUGAAUAGAGCUGCACUACUUUAAAAAGGCUUAAACAGUCACUGCCCAUUUUUGUGGGAGUUUUGUGAACAUUUGGUUUUGGUCCAUAUAUACUGUACCUGUCAAUAUUCAAUCUACCUGCAGAUAACUGUAUUUUGAAGGUGUUCACAUUUCUGAAUUCUCACUUAGGUCCAUCUUUAUUCACACAAUAAAUAUUUAAUCAAUUUAUUUCCAAGUUUUAUAUGUUAUCACAAAUACUAAUGUUUUAAAAACCCUUCCACACUGCUCUAUACUGGAGUUUGAUGUCACAGAGCAAUGUUUUUAUUUCAUUUGUUUUUUCCUGUUUCUCAUAGUAUUCUUCCACUAUGUCCCUGGUCCAGCAAAGUAUUUAAAUAUGGGCUUAAAUUUAAUCACCUGGGUAAUCCCAUCGCCUUCUACAAGGACUAUUCAGGUGAAUAAAAUUAGGCAAGUUAAGUGCUUUGCUGGAUGGCAGCCUAAAUCUUCUUUCCAAUGUCAUUGUUUUUAUUUAAUAGAACUUUG